Pyrus x bretschneideri (Chinese white pear) is the source of this 1912-nucleotide messenger RNA. RefSeq names its product transcription factor TGA4. The transcript is spliced from 9 exons. The coding region runs from base 399 to 1490 and encodes 363 amino acids. Gene Ontology annotation, molecular function: sequence-specific DNA binding; DNA-binding transcription factor activity. Gene Ontology annotation, biological process: DNA-templated transcription; regulation of DNA-templated transcription. NCBI's taxonomy places the organism in Eukaryota, Viridiplantae, Streptophyta, Magnoliopsida, Rosales, Rosaceae. The record is from RefSeq and is a predicted model, not a curated record.
UACUUGCAAUGAUCAAUAAUUAUAUUGAAUGGAAGUAAUUAUUACAUCAAUUUACAUUAAGCACGAUGGAGAAAAUGUUUGAAUUGGGGAAGCAGUGAGUCGAUGAGUAAGAUUUCAACCGACGAGUUGCAAGGGUGAAUGAUAAUUAAGUCAUUGGGAUAUAUUUAUUUAUUUAUUAAUGAGUAUGUUAAAGAAAGAUUAGAUUAGAUGGGAUUAGAAAGUUUGAAAGUUGUGUGUUUUAUAAGCUGUCGUCGUGUUCUCUCUCUCUCUCUCUCUCUCUCGCUAAGUCGAUGAUGGGACUUGCAGAGCUGAGACUGUCGACCGAGAGCAGCAUCAGCAGCUAGAGCUAGGGUUUUCGAUUCCAAAUCCAUAUCAAUUCAGAUAUUCAUUGAAGAAGCAUGAAUUCUCCAUCCACCCAGUUUGUCACCUCAAGAAGGAUGGGAGUGUUUGAGCCUAUCCACCAAAUAAGCAUGUGGGACGAAAGCUUUAGGAGUAGCGGUAAUUUUAAUGCCUCAGCAUCCAUGAUACUGGAUGAAGACACAAAACUAGAUAACCAGUCAGAGGAUGCUUCUCAUGGAAUUCUGGGACCUUCUAGCAAGUAUGAUCAAGAAGCAACUAAACCUACGGACAAGGUGCAAAGACGUCUUGCACAAAAUCGGGAGGCUGCUCGUAAAAGCCGGAUGAGAAAGAAGGCCUAUGUUCAGCAGUUAGAAACAAGUCGUCUGAAGCUUAUUCAAUUAGAGCAAGAACUUGACCGGGUGAGACAACAGCAGGGCGUGUAUAUCGGCGGUGGAUUGGAUACUAAUCCUCUUGGAUUUUCUGGCACCAUAAACUCAGGCAUAACAACAUUUGAGAUGGAGUAUGGACACUGGGUGGAAGAACAAAAUAGGCAAAGUUGUGAACUGAGAAAUGCUUUGAAGGCUUGUAUAAGUGAUGUAGAGCUUCGGUUCCUUGUGGAUAACGGCAUGAGUCACUAUUUUGAACUUUUCAGCAUGAAAUCAACUGCUGCAAAAGCUGACGUUUUCUAUGUGAUGUCUGGGAUGUGGAAAACAUCAGCUGAACGGUUUUUCUCGUGGAUUGGAGGGUUUCGCCCUUCAGAGCUUCUUAAGGUUCUUCAGCCUCACCUUGACCCGUUGACAGACCAACAACUUUUGGAUGUUCACAACCUUAGACAAUCAUGUCAACAAGCAGAAGAUGCUCUUUCUCAAGGUAUGGAUAAACUCCAGCACACUCUGGCCGAGACUGUGGCAGCUUGUCAACUGGACGAAGGCAGUUAUGUCCCGCAGAUGGCUAAUGCAAUGGAGAGAUUGGAAGCUCUCGUGAGCUUUGUGACCCAGGCUGAUCAUCUUCGGCGGGAGACCUUACAGCAGAUGUCACGCAUCCUCACAACCCGCCAGGCUGCUCGAGGCCUUGCUGCCUUGGGAGAGUACUUCCAUCGCCUUCGGGCUUUGAGCUCACUCUGGGCUAAUCGUCCGCGUGAGCCUGCCUAACUUUAGCAUCAAGAGCAUUCAAAGUGUCGAGGCUCAAUAUAUCAACAGGAUAAUUACUACCAGAAAAGAAACCAGAGGUGCUUUGGGUAAUGUUGUCCAUAUCCAUACAUAUGUAGACAUAACAUAAUCCAAGCUGCUGAAAAUUUUCAAGCAGCAUCCCAUAUUUUCAGAAGCUGUAAACAUGGAAAGUCAUUUUAUCUGCAGGAAGCUUCGAUGUAAAUAAGUUUAUUUUCGAUGUCUUUGUAUGUUAGAAAACGAGAUUUAUAGAAGUUAGGAUUUGAGUCUUAUCGACGGAACUGGAUCAUGUAACGAGGUUAUCGUUCUUCUUUGAUGUGUACAUGACCGUUAGCGAGGUUAUCGUUGUGCCUUGAACAUGAACGGUAUUGUUCUGGAAAGGUUUGUUAAAAUAGGUCUUGAUAGUA